GAUGGUUGUUUUCGUUCUUAUGUACAGAUUUGCCUGGCAGGUCGUGUGGAAACAUGAAAGUUCGGACACGCUUGUACCAAACAAGACCCAUCGAGUGUCCGGACCUUUUUCCACAUCACCUGCCUGAGUACCCUCCCGCAGUUAAAACAUGUGCCGGUGUGACCAUUGCUGCGGCCUUGAUUGCGUGACUGGCUAGCCCAAUGUUGACAUUGUGCCUUGUUUGCCCCCUUUUGGCCCUUUAAGACCGUUCACGCCCAACCACGUUGCUGGAGACGCUGUGACAGCGAGGCGAAACAGAGACAUUCCAGCGGUUCCUGACCUGGCAAAUCCGCACAGACAGCACAGACGGGAGCCCCCUGAGCGGCCCGGAAUUCAGGGAACAACAAGGCAAAAAUAGGGGCGAGCAUCAUCAGGGCAAUUUAGCGUGGUGUAGUGUACCUUGCCAUACAUUCCAGGGCGUAGAGGUACAUGCCAUCGAACAUCUUUAGAGCGACGCCGGUCCCCCCUAAAGUGGGUCAGCUAGAAGAUCUCGUGGAUCCUGUCAUCUGGGGGAGAGGUCUUAACUAGAGUGCGCCUUGUCACUGGAUCGGGCUCCCUUGACCAGGCCGUAACAAGCCGUUGUUCUCUUUAUUCGCGUCACAUUCAGGUUUCUUUUUCCCUACCUCUUCUUCUUGUUGCGCUUAGAGACUUUGCGAUGCGAAUAUCAGGAAGCGAUCACUGCUAGAACUAGAGACGGGAUCGCACCACGAACGAGCGACAUCGGGCGACACAGAUACCAUACCUGGUAGCGUAAACAGAACAGCAGCAGCAGUAUGGCAGCCGACUUACUACUUCGAGCCGUACUUCGGCGCAAAGUCGAGUUUCUUCGCCAUGUCCGCCAGCGCCGGGCGCAAUACUCAACCAAACCUCCCACGGCCGGCGAGCAGAUUCCGACACCGGGCAAUGUCCCUAACCUUCCCUUCUGGCAGCGGCUCGGGCCUUUGACAAGGGCAGCCUUCGCAUAUGCGCGCGCCCAGCGCAAGAGACCAUACACCACCCAGGUGGCCACGUCGCUGGUCAUCUACUUCUUUUCUGAUAUUUCGGCGCAAAGGAUGGGCGGGAAGGACUAUGAUCCCAAGCGGACGGUGCGGUCGCUGAUUAUCGGGUCGAUAUCGUCGAUUCCCAGUUUCAGAUGGACAUUGUGGUUGUCCAGCAACUUCAAUUACUCGUCGCGCAUCCUCUCGCUGGGCACCAAGGUGGUGGUCAACCAGCUCUGCUUCACCCCGAUCUUCAACUCGUACUUCUUCGGCAUGCAGGCCUUUCUUGCGGGCGAGAGCUGGAAGGAUAUCGUGGAGCGCAUCCGGGUCACGGUCCCCGUGAGCUUUGUCAACUCGUGCAAGCUCUGGCCGGCCGUGACGGCAUUCAGCUUCACGUUCAUCCCGAUGGAGUACCGGUCGCUGUUUGCGGGUGUGGUCGCGGUUGGGUGGCAGACGUAUCUGAGUUUCUUGAAUCGGAGGGCCGAGGAUGGGAAGGCGAUCGAACAAGCGGCGCCGGCGCUGGCGGCAAAAGCAAUGGAAGCGGAACCCACCCAGUUGAAGGCGCGACAGGUAGAGCUCUCGACGCGACCAGAGAUGGCGAUGGCGGCUGCGAAUUAGCGAAUACGGGCCGCGAUAAGAGGAGGGUAGGGAGCAUUUUCACCGGGGAACCAAAGGAAAGGUGGUUAUUUUUGCCAAUUUUGGGGUUGCAUAUUAGUUGUAGACAUCUGGCAUUGCAUGGGUCGGCGUUCUUGGGGCAGUUUUUGUUGGUUGCAUCGACAUUAUAGAG
Messenger RNA from Neurospora crassa OR74A, 1803 nucleotides. RefSeq lists its product as hypothetical. The record is from RefSeq and is a predicted model, not a curated record. Gene Ontology annotation, cellular component: membrane; cytoplasm; mitochondrion. The coding region runs from base 813 to 1634 and encodes 273 amino acids. NCBI's taxonomy places the organism in Eukaryota, Fungi, Ascomycota, Sordariomycetes, Sordariales, Sordariaceae. The transcript is spliced from 2 exons.